ACAUAAGGAAAACUUUAUAGAAACCCAAACGCGAACGAAAUACAAACCCAGAAUUCCACCUUUUUUGAUUCACAAUUGAUAAGAUUGUUCAAAUCCAGAGCUGUAAACUUAGUUGUGUGCAUUAUUGAUCGAAAAAAAAGUUUCAUAUAUCAAAUCAAUAGUAGGACGAAAUCAUAAGCUGUAGAUGCAUGCGGCUGUAGACUUCGAUUGGUUGCUGCAAUUCACGGUGUCUGCUGCGGCGGAGACAGCGGCGGCGAUGGUGGCAAGGUUUCUCAAUUUCGUUCGGAGCACUUCGUCUUUAGUUUUGGCAGUUGCCUCCAAUAUCGGUUCUUCGCCGGAUCGCAGUAACGAAGGGAUGAUGGAGGCGGCAGUCGGCGGAGCCGCCAAGGUUGUUGACUGCUGCGCUUUUUGCGGCAUUACCAUGGGGAGACGCUUCGCCGGCGACGAGAUGGUUGAGUACUGCUCUGCAAGCUGUCAAAGUUCUCACUGGAACGUUGAGCGCGAGACAAAGUGCACUCGUACAAAAUCACCAUAUGCAUUGACGGGAAGGAAAGUUUCACUACUUUCUUCUGUUGAAAGUUCAGAGAUUAACGAGCAGUCAAAUGAGAUUUUGUUCCCAUACGAAGAAUUCAUAGAAUUUUUCAAUUGGGAGAAGCCAGGCUAUCCUCCUUGUGGACUUAUAAAUGGUGGAAACAGCUGCUUCGCUAAUGUGGUUCUUCAGUGUCUUACAUACACCCGUCCACUUGCUGCCUACAUCUUGGAGAAAGGCCACAAGCUAGAAUGUCGGAUGGAUAAAUGGUGCUUCCUGUGUGAUUUUCAAACUCAUGUGGAAAGGGCUAGCUGGAGUCAUACUGCAUUCAUUCCUAUUAACAUUCUUUCACGAUUGAAUUUUAUUGGUGGUAAUCUUGAGUGUGGGCAGCAGGAGGAUGCCCAUGAGUUCUUGAGGUUUGCAAUUGAUAAAAUGCAAUCUAUUUUCCUCGAUGAAUUUGGUGGAGAAAAGACUUCUCAUCCUAGGUAUCAAGAGACGAGCUUUGUCCAACAUAUAUUCGGAGGUUGCCUUCAGUCUCAGGUUAUAUGCAGCAAAUGCAAUAAUGUAUCAAACCGAUUUGAUCACAUGAUGGAUUUAACUGUUGAAAUCCAUGGGGAUGCUGAGUCUUUGGUGCAGUGUUUGGAUCAAUUCACUGCCGAAGAGUGGCUACACGGAGAUAAUAUGUAUAAAUGUGAUUGUUGCAGUGCUUAUGUCAUGGCACAGAAGCGCCUUGCUAUUCUACAGGCACCCAACAUUCUUACAAUUGCCUUAAAAAGAUUUCAGAGUGGAGGAUUUAAUAAACUUAACAAGAGGGUUACUUUCCCAGAGAAGCUGGAUCUUCGCUCUUAUAUGAGUGAAUUGGAAGAUGGGAAUGAUCUUUACAAGCUAUAUGCCGUAAUUGUUCAUGUGGACAUACACCAUAAUUUUGGCCACUACAUCUGCUAUGUUAAGGAUUUUGGUGGAAGUUGGUACAGGAUUGAUGAUGAUAAGGUUUCAACCGUGGGCUUGGAUGAGGUCCUUUCACAGGGAGCAUAUAUGCUCUUAUACAGCAGGAUUUGUGCUCGCCCAUCCUGCUUGCUUCCUGCUGCAUCGCUGAGAGAACGAGAAAACAAAAAACUAAAAAUGCAAACAGUAGACUCAGUCAACGACACAGCCUGUCGAUUCUGAAGUUGAGGCUGAUGGCAGGGUA
Molecule: messenger RNA, 1718 nt
Organism: Salvia miltiorrhiza (redroot sage)
Lineage: Eukaryota; Viridiplantae; Streptophyta; Magnoliopsida; Lamiales; Lamiaceae
Product: ubiquitin carboxyl-terminal hydrolase 18
Exons: 11
Coding region: 185-1696 (503 amino acids)
Biological process (GO): protein deubiquitination
Cellular component (GO): nucleus; cytosol
Molecular function (GO): cysteine-type endopeptidase activity; cysteine-type deubiquitinase activity
Source: RefSeq, a predicted model, not a curated record